UCAAGAAUUUCAUUAUCGCUGAAUAUUGCUCAUUCAAACUGAAUAUAUUGCCCAGCUCCUAAAAUUUAGCACAAUAUUUGGGUUAUGCUCUCCUAAACUGACAUUAUUGUCUAUCAUGAUAGGGGAUCUUACGGCUCAUAAUAUGAUAUGCAGUACUAGUUCCCAAGGCUUCACAAUUAGCAUCCUAUGACACCAAUAUGAACCAGUAACACAAGCUUGACAUAUUGUCAAACCAGUGCUUAGGCACAGAUUAUCCAAUGAAAACCCAAAGUCAGGACUGAAACAUUUGCUACCUGCUGAAAGUGAAUGGUUAAUAUCUAUGACUUGUCAAUCUGCUUACUUGGGUUGAGGAAUACAAAAACGGAUGUCUCAAUGUACAUACUAGUAGCAUCUAUCUUGCUAGAAAUAAAGGAGGCAUAGAGUGGGCCAAAAAUUGAUUUACUAAUCAGCAGCUGCCAUGUCCUCUGAGGAAGAGACUCUGGUGACCUAGCAGCACAUUACUAUAUAAUGGUUUUUUCUGUAACUGAGUUUGUUUUGACAGGUUUCCUUUUCUUUAUUUAGAACUGUAAGCAAUUCUAACUGGAUAUUGGUUUUUUAUCAACUGACAAAUUAAUCAUUUUCAGGAUAUUUUUAGCGGUGGGAGUGAGACAUCAGCUACAACUGUAGAUUGGGCAAUGUCAGAACUGACAAAUCAUCCGAGAAUCAUGCAGAGGCCACAGGAUGAGGUGAGGGAAGUGUAUGACAAAACACAACAGGUGAACGAAACGGGCAUCAAAGAGAUGAAAUAUUUAAAGAUGGUUAUUCAAGAGACACUGAGGUUACACCCUGUUGUUCCCUUGUUACUUCCACGAGAAUGUGGAGAGAGGUGUGAGAAUGAUGGAUAUGAAAUACCUGUCAAAACAAAGGUAAUUGUGAAUUCUUGGGCAAUUGGAGGAGAUCCCAGUUACUGGACUGAGCCCGAGACCUUUUAUCCUGAGAGAUUCCUUGAUAGCUCUACUAACUACCGAGGAACAAACUUUGAGUAUAUCCCAUUUGGCUUUGGAAGUAGAAUUUUCCCUGGCAUAUUAUAUGGUCUGGCUAAUGUUGAGAUCCCGCUAGCAUUGCUGUUAUAUCAUUUUGAUUGGAAACUCCCCAAUGGAAUGAAGAAUGAAGACUUGGACAUGACUGAGGACUUUGGCAUUGCAGUCCGCAGAAAAGAAGAUCUUCAUUUGAUUCCCACCCCAUAUCAUCCCUCCGCCUGGUGCGCCAAAUUCGAAAGUAGAAUUAAGUUAAGGGUAUGAUAGAUCCUAGAAGGAGUCUAGAGGGGGUGAAUAAGCUCACAACCAAUUUUUUUCGUUCAAAGUUUAUUUUCUUAGGGACUGCAAAUAGAGUUUCAAUCCUGAUACUGAUAAUGAACAGAAUGAAAGUAGCAUCAACC
Rosa chinensis is the source of this 1417-nucleotide messenger RNA. RefSeq names its product desmethyl-deoxy-podophyllotoxin synthase. Lineage: Eukaryota; Viridiplantae; Streptophyta; Magnoliopsida; Rosales; Rosaceae. Gene Ontology annotation, molecular function: oxidoreductase activity, acting on paired donors, with incorporation or reduction of molecular oxygen; iron ion binding; monooxygenase activity. The record is from RefSeq and is a predicted model, not a curated record. The transcript has a single exon. Bases 675 to 1280 code for a protein of 201 amino acids.